This is a messenger RNA of Morus notabilis, 1011 nucleotides long. Its product is annotated as very-long-chain (3R)-3-hydroxyacyl-CoA dehydratase 2. Gene Ontology annotation, molecular function: 3-hydroxyacyl-CoA dehydratase activity. Gene Ontology annotation, cellular component: endoplasmic reticulum membrane. Gene Ontology annotation, biological process: very long-chain fatty acid biosynthetic process; fatty acid elongation; sphingolipid biosynthetic process. The record is from RefSeq and is a predicted model, not a curated record. Bases 176 to 841 code for a protein of 221 amino acids. The transcript is spliced from 9 exons. Lineage: Eukaryota; Viridiplantae; Streptophyta; Magnoliopsida; Rosales; Moraceae.
GCUCUUGCUUCAGGUCCCAAGUCCAAUGAAGACACACGUUUUCGACGUUUCACUAACACUUCAAAUGAUACUUUGACAUACUUACCACCAAGGUUUUUGGCACUUGACUCGACUGAACUCUCUCUCUCUCUCUCUCUCUCUCUCUCUCUCUCUCUCUCUCUCUCUCUCUCUAGAGAUGCCUACGCUAUCUAAUCUCUAUCUCUUUGCUUACAAUUCUCUUCAGGCCUUUGGAUGGGCAGUUUGUCUCUCUAGAAUCUUGAGCGACUUCAUAUCUACUGGCACCUUAACCGGGGCGUAUGCUUCCGCAGGAGACCUAAUAUGUUUGCUGCAAGUUUCUGCGUUCUUGGAAGUUAUACAUGGAGCCAUUGGCCUGGUGCCGAGUGGGAUGCUGCUUCCUUUGAUGCAAUGGGGAGGAAGGACUAACGUCAUUUUGGUCAUUGUUCGACAAAUUGAGGAGCUCCAAGAGUCGCCUGCGGUGUUCAUUACGUUUACUGCUUGGAGCUUAAGUGAGGUGAUUAGAUAUCCUCAUCACGCCUUGAAUUGUAUUGGAAAGUGUCCAUAUUGGAUUGUGUACCUCAGGUACACCGCAUUUACUGUGCUUUAUCCUACUGGAGAAUCUGCUGAAAUGUGGAUUAUGUACAGGGCACUUUCAUACAUAAAGAAGAAGAAUCUCCUCGCUGAUGUAUUGUUCCCUAGUUUCCCUUUUCUCUAUCACAAUUUUCUCUCGGUUCUUCUUCCAACUUAUCCAUUCCUCUGGUUGAAACUUUACCUGCAUUUGUUCAAGCAACGGCAAUCGAAAUUGGGUAAAGACCACGAGCAGAAAAAGAAGAAGAAGAAGUGAAGUAGCAAUGACAUGAACUAAAGUCAGCAUUCAAUUGGGUAUUUAGAGCAUGUACUUGAAACAUUGUCAAGGAUAUUAUUUCCAUAAAAAUUGAUGUCACGAUGAUUUAUUUUGUUGCCAAAUUUUGAUGUGUGGGAUACUCUUAAGGACCGCUUGAAGUUAGAAAAUAA